Molecule: messenger RNA, 7475 nt
Organism: Sphaeramia orbicularis (orbiculate cardinalfish)
Lineage: Eukaryota; Metazoa; Chordata; Actinopteri; Kurtiformes; Apogonidae
Gene: sipa1
Product: signal-induced proliferation-associated 1
Exons: 17
Coding region: 921-4700 (1259 amino acids)
Biological process (GO): regulation of small GTPase mediated signal transduction
Cellular component (GO): cytoplasm
Molecular function (GO): GTPase activator activity
Source: RefSeq, a predicted model, not a curated record
GCUUUAGUGUGAUGUGAAUGGAAUAGAAUCAGCGCGAGAGGGAGAACGAGGGAGGAGGACAGCACAAAUCAACCUGCCUCUUGACUUAACAACAGAAUAGAGGAGCCGGCAGACGCACAGAUCGGGAAGUGUGUGCUGUUUGGGUUUUUUUGUUAUUAUUAUUUUUGGAGAGAGGAAGAGAUCGGCAGACAGGAGGAACUGACGGAGGAGGAGAAAGAGCCUCACCGUGGAGAUAGAUAGCAGAAAAAUGCUGUCAUGGGGAGAGAAGGGGAGGGAGUCGACAGAGAGGAACAGGAUGAAACAAGGCAGGGUCGAGCAAAGCUGAAAUGUGGAGCAGCAGUUGUGCAGGAAGACUGAGACUCUAUCCGGACCGCAUCCAGGCUGUUACCAGCUGAGGCUAUUUCUGGGGUGGCCAGUGGAGGACAACAAAAGGAUGAGUGCAGACUAAAGGACACCAUGCUAGUAGGGUUAAUACCGACAGAGCCUCUCCUCCACAGAGGACAUCGAGUCCAUCUCCAGUGAUGAUCACACUCCUCUCAUCCUCACUCCACAGGAAGGACCACCCCACAACUGGAGUACCACCUCAUCACACAUAUGCACACCUGGGGGAGGCCUGCAAUGAGCUGCACAUUCUCCUCAACUGAAGCGUUUUCAUUUUCACACACCUACUUGUUAUUACAAAGUGUUUCGACUCACAGAGACAUCCGUGGUAACACAGAGGUGGAGAGAGAUCAGCUGUCUUAAGUGGUGUGAAUAGGCACUAUAUUAGCUGCUUUCUCUCAGUGGGGUUUGUUGUCUUUGAGCACAUCAUUCCCGUUUCACACCAGCACCAUAGAGCCCACAACACAAAUUUAACAGAAAGAGGAGAAAAUUCUGGAGCAGACUGGAAAAAGCAUUGUCAGACUGGUUUCUCAGGCACCAUGCAGUCAGAUGACCUCUUCAUCCGUAAGUUUCGGCGUCAGAAUGUGCGCCCUCCAAUUGCCACUGUCAACUUUGACCCCAAGCGGGAUGCAGGUGUGGUGGAGUGGCCGCCCAGGAGGGACGGCGAUGGAACUGACGGGGACAGUCUCACCCCCAGCCGAGUGGGGCUGAACCUCCGGGCGGUGGGACGGGGCCACAUCAUGCAGAGGAGUAACAGCGAUGUGACUUUAGGGGACUUGGACUCAUCCGGGAAGGCAGGGGGGAAAGCGGUCCGGGUCGUAGGUGAAAAGGUGGGUGUGGGGGCUCAGGGGGACUCAGGUUUGCUACACAGGGAAUAUGGCAGCCUGUCCUCCCUGGAGAGACAGACUCAAGCCCAGGAGGCAGGCACAGACGAUCAGGGUCCACUGAGUCCGAACGCCCUCCGCUUCAAGGACCCCUUCCUGCUUUUAGGUCUCCAAGGAAACCCUCCAGAGCCAGAUGGAUUUUUCAGGGGUCUCUCUGCUUCAGUGGGAGACUCCCCAAAACCUGCAAAGCCGCCGAAACCUGAAGGUCUUAACAAGAAGGCCAAACCUAUGCCCUGUUCGAUUCCUCAGCCAGGUCCAUAUGAUAACAUCGGGGGCGGAGCCUGGGUAAGGAACUUUGCCCACUAUGAUGUUCAGAGCAUCCUGUUUGACCUCACAGAAGCAGCCACAAACAGAGACAGCAUCGGGCGCAAAAAGAACAUCACCUCGGGGGCUUCAGCCGCCUCACAGCUGAGGCCCCUCUCCCAGGCCAACUCAUCCUCACCUGCACAGGGCGGGGGAGGCAACGGGGGGAGCGCAGAUGACCCUGAGCAGUCGCUACUCCUCGACGAAGGUGACGGGAAUGAUAACGAACUUUUGCUCAGCUGCCCCCACUUCCGCAAUGAGACAGGGGGCGAACAGCAGGUGGGUCUCUGUCGGUCCCAAGGCAGGCGGGGGCUCUGGUCCAGCCUGCGGACCCCCAACGAUGCAGUGUCAGUCCUGGAGGAGCCCCGAGAGAGUCACGUCCAACAGCAGGGCAAGAGCAACUACUUCAUAGAGCAUGCAGAUCUGGGAGCCCAUUACUAUCGCAAAUACUUCUACAUGAAAGAGCAUCAGAAUUUUUUUGGCAUGGAUGAUCGCCUCGGCCCAGUGGCGAUCAGCUUCCGUAGGGAGGAGAAGGAGGGAUCCAGCGGAGCUCAGUACAAUUACAGAAUCAUCUUUCGCACCACUGAGAUGAAAACACUGCGAGGUUCAAUCUUAGAAGAGUCGGUGCCCUCUGCUGCUCGUCACACGACUCCCAGAGGCUUGUCUCCCAAGAGGCUCCUGGAGUUCAUCAUGCCUGAGCUGAACCUGCACUGUCUGCGCUUGGCCUCCAACUCCCCCAAAGUCCGAGACACCCUGCUGAAGCUCGACGAACAGGGGCUGAAUUUCCAGCGAAAGGUUGGAGUGAUGUACUGCCGCGCUGGACAGAGCUCAGAGGAAGACAUGUACAACAACGAGAGCUCCGGUCCGGCGUUUGAGGAGUUUCUGGAUCUUCUGGGGGAGCGUGUGCGACUGAAGGGCUGGGAGAAAUACCGAGCUCAGCUGGACAACAAGACUGAUUCGACCGGGACACACUCUCUCUACACACGUUACCAGGACUAUGAGAUUAUGUUUCAUGUGUCUACUAUGCUGCCCUACACAGCCAACAACACACAACAGUUGCUAAGGAAGCGACACAUCGGUAACGACAUCGUGACAAUCGUGUUUCAGGAGCCAGGCGCGCUGCCCUUCACUCCAAAGUCGAUCCGCUCACAUUUCCAACAUGUUUUCAUUAUUGUUCAGGUUCAUGAGCCCUGCACAGAAAACACCUACUACAGGGUGGCUGUGACACGCUCUAAAGACAUCCCAUUAUUUGGCCCACUGUUCCCUAAGGGUGCCCGUUUCCCUCGCUCGCCUGCCUUUAGAGAUUUCCUCCUGGCUAAGGCAGUUAAUGCUGAAAACGCUGCAGAGAAGUCAGAGAAGUUUCGCUCCAUGGCCACUAGGACACGACAGGAAUACCUGAAGGACCUGGCUGAAAAUUAUGUGACCACCACACCCAUCGACUCCUCCACCAAGUUCCCCCUGCUUUCCCUGGGGGGAAAACGUAAAGACAAGUUGAAGGGCGCCAAAGGAGCUGAGCUGCACAGUGCUGGUGCGUUGGUGUGGGCUGUGAUGGUCAACAGUGGAGAUGAAGGGGAGGCAGGAGAGCACAAACUCCCCUGUCUGCUCGGGGUGUCGGCUGAGUCAGUGGUGCUGAUUGAAAGGUGCACACGCAGGGUGGUGUUUAACUGCUCCUGUCGUGAUGUCAUUGGCUGGAAGGCAGUGACAGAGACUAAAGAGGGCGGGCCUUGCUUGGAUAUCUUCUAUGAACGUGGCGAGUCAGUGUCGAUCAGUGUGAUGGAGACUCAGGCAGAGGAGAUACGAGAGGUGGUGCAGAGGCUAGAGCUGGUCACCCGAGGCUGUGAGGCACUAGAGGUCACACCACUUCGAGAUGGAGUAGGUCAACCGGGCUUCCUAAUGAAUGAGGAGGGCUUUGUAACAGAGCUGCAGCGGUUCUGUUAUGCUGAGAGUGGGGGUCUGCAGCUGUGGGCUCGUGUGGUGCGGCUAUGUGGCCACUCCCUGGUUCACCUCAGCCCAGAGGAGAGGACCCGGCUGCUCCGCACCGCACACAAGAUCCACAUCACUGUUAUCCCACCGGACGAGAACGGCAAACCUCGCAGAAGUUUCUCUGAGCUCUACCAGAAAGCAAUCAAGGAUGCAGAGUGUAAACCCGGUGAGGAUCAGUCCGGAGAGGCCUGGGUCCUGGAUGAGAGGGAAGAAGAGGAGGAGGAGGAGGAAGAGGUGAAGGAGGAAGGCGGAGUCACUGAGGUGGACAUCACCAAGGUGCAGGUGGAGGCUGAGGAGGGUGAAGAGCAGUCAUGCGAUAAAGGCCAAAGUGAAAGGAGCGAAGGUUCGCUCCUGACGCCACCCAGUUUACCUCUAUUACGGGCCACAUCCCUGCAGGACCAACCGUCCAAUCAGAGCCAGGAGGGUUCGGCCUCGCAGCUCACCCGCAGCUACUCUCUGGAGAGACAGCUGUCAUACAAGGACACAUGUGAAGAGCACAUGUACGACAACGUGGGGGUGAAGGUGGACCGUCAUAUCUAUGAGAACAUCGGCGAACUGCGAGACGCCACACCUGAUCUCAUCCUCGCUGUCAAACCGAAGGUUCCCUUGGAGGACGAGCAGUUCAUGGGUGCUGACUUUGGUGAUGACAAAGCCUCAGCCAGCGAUGCUUCUCUCUCAUCUUCCCGGUUGUCGUGUGUAGACCGAGCUGAAAGAAAUUCACGAGCCCUAAGUCUUCAUAACUCCAUCACUAAGAUUCUCUCAGAGACGACAGACUCGACAGAGGAAGAGUGGCAGUCCAUCGCUGACUUGGCCACAGCCUGCCGCAGCAUCCUGGAGGCUUUGUCACGAGAAGACCGCAAAGCUGGAGAUGCAUCUCAGGCAGGAGCUGACCAGGCAGACGGGAAACUAAGGGACACAAAGGAGAGUGACUCUCCAGGCCACCUCGAAGAGAAGGUAUCACAGCUGGAGUCCAUGCUGAAGAAGCUGCAGGAUGACCUGCAAAAGGAGAAGGAGGACAAGGCGGUGCUGCAGGCCGAGGUGCAGAGCCUCCGGCAGAACAACCAGCGGCUGCAGGAGGAGUCACAGAGCACAGUGGCCCGCCUCAUCAAAGUCACCGAGCUGCUGUGUAACGUCAACAAGCCCUGUUAGCUCCGUCACACACAAACAAAUCUGUGGAAACAUGCAAAACGUACAACGUCCUUGUACACCGAGUUUGUUUAUACAUAUUUGCAAAAGUAGACACACACACACACACACACACCCUCUUCAGUCUGUGUACGACCACAGCUUCGAUACAAAUCCUUGGACCUGCCUCUCGGUGAAGGAGUAUGCAAAUAAACACACAAAAAUACAAGAAAAGACCUUCUAAACAUCACAUAGACUGACCAAUGCGCAGUUAUCAGGCUGCUGAGUUGGUAUGCUAUGCCAGAGUGCUUACCUUAGUGAGUGUAUGAUAAUGUAAGUCUGUGAAUGUGUGUGUGUACGCUGUGUGUGUAUGUAUGUAUGUGUGCAUCUCUUACUGUACCUUGCUUCAAAUACUUGACAAGCUGGGCUGAAUAGCACUUGCAUAAAAAGUGGCAAUGAAGACUGAGAGACACUGUAUAGCAUGUUUGGUGGUGUCUUAUCUGAAAUGACCAAAAGUAUAUAUACACACACACACACACACACACACACACACACACACAUACACAUAUAUAUGACCAAUAAUAUAUGUGAAAAGUACAUAGUAUUGCUAUCCCUCUGCCAGACCUGUAGUUCUGUAGUUGCAAUGAGUGUGGUUCUGCCUGAUAGUGUGGAAGGCCUCAAAAUUACACACAAAAACAAAACAACAAAAAAAAGGAACAUGACACUGACGAGCCUUUAGGCAGCCGUCUAUUUCUACAAAAGAUGUAAUGAUGCUAACUGACUGGCCUCAGAGCAAGGUCUGUUGCAGAACAUCCUCCUCUUCAUGUCUAAGCAGUACUGUAUUUAAGAAAUUGGGACUUUUUAGGGAGAGGGGAUAUAAGAAAGGGAUGUAAACUGGAAGAAAUGAAAAAAAAAAGUGCACGCUUUUCCUCCUGGGAGUUGAGUUGAAGGGAUACUAAAUAGGGUUAUACCUCUCCUGAAGACACAGACAAUGGCAGGAAAGAACUGCUUCGGCUUCCUUUCAUGAUUGCCUGUAGCUGUUUUCUUCUAACCUCACUAUUGUAGCAGCCAUACUGUAGAUCUUCUGCUGGCCUGAACCACAAAAUGCCAAAAGGCAGCUUUUCUUUCAGCUGGCAAAAUAGCUUUAGGUGUCUGAAUGAAACACCUUAAACUAAUAGUGAAAUACAGAAUAUCGUAUUCAACAUGUUUUGUGUUCAGCGGAUGUCUACAGUGACUUUUGGGUAAUUGUUUAGUAUGGCUUAUGAGUGGUAGUGGUAAGGACAAAUAGGUGAAAUCUUACCAGUCCACCCUGAUGUGUGUGUUUGUGUGUGUUUCUGUGUUGUUCCUGCACUUUUUUUGUAAACUUGACACUGGACAGGGCACAUACUGUACUUUAUUUAGCCUGCCCAGGUUAUGUCUUGCUCAGCAUAACAAGGUGGGUCAAAUCUCGUCCCCCCCCGACGCCACCUUACCUCACCUUUUUUGUGUCCAACGCCGAUGGCACCAAUAAUAAGGUGUGUUCAGAGGAGUCGGACUGCUUCUCCUCAGUGCCAACGAAAGCCCGGGCAGCUCUCCUGAAUCCCACUGAAACUGAACAGAACUGACUCGAACACAAACUCAGAACUCUGAAAAGAAAAAGAAAAAAAAAAAAAAGGGAUGCCAAACAUUUGUCAGUCACUCAAACUCUCAAAGCUCCUGUUUCUUGUACAAACUUCCUCUUGUAAUUUUAUUUUAGAGUCACUGUGAAUACCUGGUACCAGCAUAUUAAGAUACAGUAUAUUCAGAUUAAAUUAUGAAUCUAAACUUUAUCAGUAUGUGAAGAUACUGUAUGUACAGGUGAACUGUUCCAUGUUAUUACUUAGUGCAUUGGGUUGUGUACGCCCUCCUUUUGCAGGAUGAUUAUGCAGACAAGUGUUACCCGUGGCCAUGCAGGCUCCUCGUUUCAUCUCGUGUACAUGCUGAAGCCUCAUGACUUAACAGGGAGAAGAUGGUGUAAGAAGACCUGUUUUACUGUGUCUUGUAUAGUUAUUUAGAUUGUAGGAGGCUGGUCAAGCAUGAGAAUGUGCCAAGCAACUUCCAAGCUCCUCUCUGUAUGUGUGUCUGUAUAAAAAAUGUAACUUAUUAAUCAUGCAAAUGUGGAUUUUCUUGUAGCUGUGUCAACUGGAGGGAAGCAAUGAGAAAAAUGUGAAAUAGAGCAGAAUUGAAUGGUGGGUUUGGUUACAAAUUUAUGCUUUUUUUCCCCCCUUUUUUUCUUUUUGUAGAAAACCAACAGUCAUAUAUGAUAUGACCCAGCAAAAUCUGCAAGUCUUGCUUAGUGUGAUGGUUCUUAUUAUUAUUCUAGUAUUGAGCUAUUUCAGCUUUAGCUCGUACAUAUUUAAAAAGGUCUUAAAACACCAUUAGGUACGCCUUAAUGAGCGAAUCUCUUCCUUCAGAAUGGAUGGUCAAAACUGGUCAUUCAGGUGUUAUGUGAAGGCUUAUUUCUCUGACUUUGUGCCUACCUGAACAUGUAAUGUAUGUUACCCUGCUUAGUGAUCUCAUUUCAUUGUUUUUGGUUGCACUCACUGAGGUUUUGUGGCACAUGAAGGGUUUCUAUUGGACCGUCACAACUUCUUGGUCUUCAUCAUUCACCGUGUGAGGAAAAAGUGAUUGGAUGAACAGAUAUGAAUAAUAAUAGCUGAGUGUUUUUGGUCUCAAAUAUCUCUGAACGUUUAUGGCUCAAUGAGUACCAAUUGUCAAAAGAAGCAAACCAACAAAUAUAUGAUUUUUAAGUGAAUUAAAAGGAAAAGGUGCUUAACAUGA